UGAAGCCAAAACAAAAGCUUUGGUGAAAUCAUAAUUUAGGCAUAUGCUUUUUUAUUGAUAAAAGAUCUUUGUACUAAAAAAUCCUCAACCAGAAGGAGCUUUAAAGAUAUUUAAUGGUCAACAUCACUGUUGAAUGUGCAAUGAAUUCAAGAAGUCUAUCAUGGCCUCUAUAUUAAUUACAAUAGCCAUGUUGCAAUGAAAAAAAGUAAGAAGAUGCAUUUGUACGUACUUACAGAUUCAAACAAGCUCUCAAAAAUUCGCGCCUUCCAAAUAGCCCACCAUAAUUUAGUCAUACAUUGUAACUCUAUUAUUAGAUAUUUGAAUUUGUUUUAGUCCAAUACCCGGCACCCGUAUUCAUACUUGAAUUUGUACCCCCCAAAUUUUAAAAUUUGGAUCAUGAAGGAUCUGAUAUCUUGAUCUGCACUCUUAUUGGACCCCACCCGAGUCCGAAAAGCUCAGGUACCUUUUGGUUUUGCUGGUUUUCCUUGUUGCUCACAUAUAAACUGUUUUUACUUGUCAUGUGAAAUAUUAUUAAGCUGCUCGGUUAACUAGUAUGUACUUUUGAGAUUUCAUGAGGUCGAAAGCUGAUGUUAAAGAACAAUUAGUCCAUCCCAAGCCGCGUGCACGAAUCAAAAUGAUGCUUAUAUGUAGUAUUCCCUAAGUUGCCGCUGUGAUAAAAGUUGAACAAAAGCUUCUCCUUCCCUUGAAUAUCUCGAGAUUGUCAUGACAAAAGUUAUCCGUAAGAGAGCAGAGAGGCAUGAACGGAAGCGAAUGGUUUUAUAAAGUGCACGCGGAGCGACUAUCUGCAUUCGAGGAAUUGCUUAAUGAGAUUUAUACAGUUUGCCGCCCUAAACAAAGUGAUUAUGAAGUUAGGAAAGAUUUGAUUUCUGCUUUUAAUGAGAUAGCAAAGGAUAUCUACGGACGUUCGGGAAAUGUUCCUGUUGUGGAGGAGUUUGGAUCUUUUGUAAUGGAUCUAUUCCUUUCAAAGAGUGGCCAAGAUCUAUCGGUUAAUUUUGACAACAGUUCAGUUAAAUUUUCGCAUGAGAAGAAGAUUCAAACUCUAAGGAAAUUUGCGAGGAAGUUAUAUGCACUUCAAAGAUAUGGGCAUGUUUCUGGUGUUCAUCCAGUAACAGCAGCCAAGGUGCCCGUUCUGAAAGUUGUUGAUUGUGGAACAAAAAUUGAGUGCGAUAUAUCAGUUGAAAACAGGGAUGGAGUUUCAAAGUCCAAGAUAAUCCACAUGAUCUGUUCACUCGAUGAAAGGUUUCAGAAGCUGAGCUUUUUGAUGAAAGCUUGGGCAAAAGCGCAGAAUAUUAAUAGCUCAAGAGACAAAACUUUGAACUCAUUUAUCUGUAAUACUUUUGGUUGCUUUUCAUUUGCAGGUACGAACUGCUUUGAUCUUUUUCCUUGUAUUUAUAGCAACCCUAAUUGA
Molecule: messenger RNA, 1429 nt
Organism: Capsicum annuum
Lineage: Eukaryota; Viridiplantae; Streptophyta; Magnoliopsida; Solanales; Solanaceae
Product: protein HESO1-like
Exons: 6
Coding region: 758-1429 (223 amino acids)
Biological process (GO): RNA 3'-end processing
Molecular function (GO): nucleotidyltransferase activity
Source: RefSeq, a predicted model, not a curated record